This is a messenger RNA of Ictalurus furcatus (blue catfish), 3187 nucleotides long. RefSeq names its product peptidyl-prolyl cis-trans isomerase-like 4. The record is from RefSeq and is a predicted model, not a curated record. Gene Ontology annotation, biological process: protein peptidyl-prolyl isomerization. Bases 50 to 385 code for a protein of 111 amino acids. The transcript is spliced from 5 exons. Gene Ontology annotation, molecular function: peptidyl-prolyl cis-trans isomerase activity. NCBI's taxonomy places the organism in Eukaryota, Metazoa, Chordata, Actinopteri, Siluriformes, Ictaluridae. Gene Ontology annotation, cellular component: nucleus.
CGCGCUUUGGUUCCGCGCAUGCGCAGUCCCGUCUGAAUUUUGAAACAGAAUGGCGGUGUUGCUAGAAACAACAUUAGGCGACAUCGUAGUGGAUUUAUACACCGAGGAAAGACCCAAAGCCUGCUUGAACUUCUUGAAGCUGUGUAAAAUCAAGUACUACAACUACUGCCUCAUUCACAAUGUCCAGAGAGAUUUUAUCGUCCAGACUGGAGACCCUACAGGCUCUGGCCGAGGAGGAGAGUCCGUGUUCUGUAAGCUGUACGGGGAUCAGGCGCGCUUCUUCGAUGCUGAGAAGGUUCCACGGAUCAAGCACAAGAAGAAGGGCACCGUCUCCAUGGUGAACAAUGGCAAUGAGCAGCACGGUUCUCAGAUUUCUGUGAUCUGACUCUGGAUCCCAGCACAGUAAAUUAUUACCUCAUUCUGUCUGAGAGGAACAGAGCGGUGUUACGCAGUGAGAGACAGCAGCAGUACUCUGAUCAUCCAGAGAGAUUUGAUUCCUUGUGGCAGGUGUUGAGUAAGGAGAGUGUGUGUGGACGCUGUUACUGGGAGGUGGAGUGGAGCGGUUAUGGUGUGUUCAUAUCAGUCUCAUAUUCCACACCACUCAGAGUCCACACCACAUUCACUCAGCCUCUAUACGCUGGGUUCUUGCUGCACUCUCAUGGAUCAACUGUAAGGUUAUUUGAUCCAAAAAAAAAAAUCUAAAAAUGAAAUUACUCCAUAAUCGCUGACCAUUAACUUUUCAUAAAUUUUACUGAUUUUUAAACUGUAUGAAUUUUAAAUGAAAUCACAUUCUAAUAAACAUUUACAUUUUCUUUCAUGAUUACUUGUAAAUUGAAUUGAUGAAGCAUAACUUCCCACAUGAUGCUGCCACCACCAUGCUUCACUGUAGGGAUGUUGUUCUCAGGGUGAUGUGCAGUGUUGGCUUACAACCAAAUGUUGGCCAAACGUUCAAUUUUGGUCCAUUAGACCUAGUAAACUUUUUCAACAUGUUUGCUGGAGGUUUUUCUGGUUUAUCCUGGAUGGAGGGAUUAGAAAUCAUUACAGUAUUUAGUUUUAUAGAGACGAGGCAAACAGUUCUACACAUAGCAUGUUCACUGGGAACAUUCUGUACACAAGACUUUAAUCUUUAUGAUUACAGAAGCAGUUUUAGGGGGCAAAGCUACAGUAUUCAGGUGAUGUAUUCAAGCAGAAUGAUGAGUAUUAAGACUUUUUUUUUUUUUUUUUUGAAAGCGCAAGUCUUUAAGCUAUCCACAUCUGUUCUGCUCCUUGUUAUACAUUUCAUUAUUUCAGAUACUAGUAAUGAACCUGCACUUUUUUAUUAUUAUUAUUAUUAUUAUUAUUAUUAUUAAAGCAGACAUGAUGGAUCCUAAUAGGCCAAAAUUCUGCUAAGGUUCUGUGGAGCAAGACUAGAAGAUUGUGGUUUAUGGUAGUUUAAGCUGCACUUAAAUCAAGCAACGAAUGCAAAAAGACUGAACUUUGAUCAGAGGCCAAUGGUCGGUAAUUUACUACUUUAAUCAACGCUGUUUCAGUACUGGUAAAGUCUAAACCCUGACUAAAAGAUUUAACGUGUUCUUUUACUUUACCAUGGUGGUAAAUUUAAAUGAGUAAUGUGGACUGUAAUAAGUAUGUAUGAAGUUACUGGAAAACUGUAUAAUCCUUUAUUUUUAUAAAAUAUAACCCCAAACAUCUGUAAAAUAAGACUGUAUUCUGUCAUUUGUUGUCAUGUAUCAAGAAACUCUGGACUCCAGUUCCCAUCAGCCACUGCACUGCACUAGCUGUCACAUGACCACCUGCACCUGAUUCACGUUUUGUUAAUGAGCACUCGUGUGUAUAUAUAGUCAUUGUCUGCACUGUUUGCUUGUCUUUCGUUGUCCUAGACUCUUGUCGUUUAUGUCUCGGUGUUUUGUUUCAUGCCACAGUGUUAUACCAAGUUGUCUUAGUGGCUUUGUUUCGUAAUACGUUUGUUUAAAUAAAUGUCAUUCUCUGCACUUGCUUCUGCCUCAACCUCAAUACAUGACAGAACAAAAGACCCAUUAUCAGAACCAGCAGAUCACCAAGAUGGACGCCUGGUUUGCAGCAUAUGAGGAGUGGUAUAGAGGACUAUUGGAGCAGGGUAGAAGGACAGAUGAACUACUCGCUCAGAAUGACCGCAUGCUCUGGCUGCCGCGGCGGGACAGACCAUGCACCAGGUCACCACUGGCAAUGUUCACAAAGGAGUACGCCAUGCCACGCCGACAGGAGGGGGAGUCUGUGGUCGGGGCUGACACCAACUCCCACCCUCUCUCCCCUAUUAUGGCUCUCGCUCAGCCUUCAUGUUCAGUGGAGGACAUCGCUCUGCCUCCACGUUCCGUGAGAGACGUCGCUCCAUCUCCUACCGGACUCAAGGAGUCCCCACUGUUCAGCUACCACAAAGUCGCUCUGCCUCCCUGGUCAGCUGUGGACGUCGCUCAGCCUUCCUGUUCAACUGUGGACGUCACUCAGUCUUCCUGUUCAAUUGAGGUGGUCGCUCAGCCUCCCUGUUCGGCUGUGGACGUCGCUCAGCCUCCCUGCUCGGCUGGGGUCGUCGCUCUGCCUCCCUGCUCGGCUGAGGUCGUCGCUCUGCCUCUCUGCUCCACCGAGGACGUCGCUCCGCUGUCCAGCUCCGCCGAGGACGUCGCUCUGCUUCCCUGCACUGACGAGGACGUCGCCCCGCUUUCAAGCUCUGGCGAGGACGUCGCCCCGCUUUCAUGUACUGCCGAGGAAGUAUCUCUGCCUCCCUGUGCCGUUGUGGAAGCCGCUCAGCCUCCUGGUUUUGCUGGGGACAUUUUGCCCAGGGGGCCAGGACCACCAGAUGGAGGAAGUAUCAUUUUGGGCGCUCCAGGAGUAGCGCCCUUAGGGGAGGGUUCUGUCAUGUAUCAAGAAACUCUGGACUCCAGUUCCCAUCAGCCACUGCACUGCACUAGCUGUCACAUGACCACCUGCACCUGAUUCACGUUUUGUUAAUGAGCACUCGUGUGUGUGUGUGUGUGUGUGUGUAUGUGUGUGUAUAUAUAGUCAUUGUCUGCACUGUUUGCUGGUCUUUCGUUGUCCUAGACUCUUGUCGUUUAUGUCUCUGUGUUUUGUUUCAUGCCACAGUGUUAUACCAAGUUGUCUUAGUGUCUUUGUUUCGUGGUACGUUUGUUUAAAUAAAUGUCAUUCUCUGCACUUA